Fraxinus pennsylvanica is the source of this 501-nucleotide messenger RNA. Lineage: Eukaryota; Viridiplantae; Streptophyta; Magnoliopsida; Lamiales; Oleaceae. The record is from the annotation of a GenBank genome assembly.
AUGGCUUCUCUCAGAGUGUUCGAGAGAUGCUCUGCUAUUUUCAGCGACGUGAUAAUUGGUGUUAUUGACUCCGAAAUUUGGCUGGAGAUUGAGAGCUUUAGUGAGGAAGACCUUGGUCCUCCCCAUUACAAAUGGAAAGUUCUUAUAAUUAGGGGAAACAAUUUACAUCAAAAUUGUUGGAGCUCGGUUCUGAGCUUGUAUGAUCAUCAUGAUCAUACAAGCUUUUGUAGUAGCUGGAAUAUUGUGAAGAGCGUGAGCUUUUACGAGCUGGCAAAAGGAAAUUUAAGAGGAGGUGUUCCACCCGCAAGGAUUAUUGUAUAUAAAGUAUGCCAUCCGAAUGUAGGGUGCAAUUAUGGUUCAGGGCACAUGGAUCCAGUAAGAGCGGUCGAUCCAGGACCCAUCAAAAGAAGAUUACAUCAAAAUGCUUUGCAGCACGGUCCGAAGAAACUCAGACUAAUAUCAGGAGACGGCGGCCAUUGCACCGGAAAGCAAACCUUUUGA